Messenger RNA from Naegleria gruberi, 2235 nucleotides. RefSeq lists its product as uncharacterized. Lineage: Eukaryota; Heterolobosea; Eutetramitea; Acrasida; Naegleriidae. The record is from RefSeq and is a predicted model, not a curated record. The transcript has a single exon. Bases 1 to 2235 code for a protein of 744 amino acids.
AUGCACCACAGAAAAGCACCUGCUGCUGCUGGUGUUAAAUUUCUCUUGCUAGUAUUGUGCCUCUUUCUUUGCUUUGUCAACUCUGCCAGUCAAUUGGAACCACCUUCAGAUGUCACUUUAACAAAUUACAACACGACAGAGUUUGCAAUUCUUUUGAGCAAUAUAACAAGUAAUUUAACACAGGCAGAGGCGGAAAUUGUCAUGACCAGCUCGAGUAAAUUCCUCCCUUCCGUGUUGAUACCUAUCAGGGCUUGUGUUGCGUUGAUUUUUGACAGUUUUUUGUUUAUUUGCAUAUUUGCAUUGCGAGAUUAUGAACCACUCAAGUCAAAGUUGUUUAUUUCGUUUGUAUUGACUACAAUUAAUGUUAUUUGUCAUUUACCUGCUUCACUCGACACAAUUCCAUUCAUCCGAGUUUAUUUUGAAAGUUAUUGGAAUCAAUUUAUAUUCGAAAGGUCAAUUAAUCCAUCUCUUGAUGCUCAAACCUUCUACAAGAACAAUCUAGAUUCGAAUGGAUUACCCACAUGGUUAGGAAAUUACAUAACCUUUGAGAAUGUUUACUGUUUCAUUGGUGAAUAUGUCAUUUAUGGUUUAAUUAUUGGAAGUGUUUCGUUAUAUGCGAUUCAGAUAGCCAAAUUCAUACUACUGAAUAUCAUUAGGAAUAUGAGACAGUCAAUUGUGAAAACUAUGGAAGAAUUUAAAAAGAAACAAUUUGAAAAGAUGAAUGCGAGUGCCCUUUCGAAUAAGAAAAUUUCUGAUACUUCUUCCAACUCUAAUUUGGAAUUGUCGAGAUCGAAUAGUAGCCUUACUCGAUCUUCACAAUCUUUGAAGGGUGUUUUGGCUCUUGAUUUGAGUUCUGUACCUAGUACGAAUGUAUCAUCAGCAUCAGAUGUUUCGAAUAUAACACAAGUGAGACCUUUAUCUGCGAGAAGUUCAAGAAAGAAUGCUAGCAUUGAAAUUGAAGCAGCAAAUGCAUUGUAUGAAGAUAUUGCAUUGGAUUUCGAUGAUGGCGUGUCAAAUUCUGAUCUUGAUGUAAUUUCGAAUAGGGGAAAAUUGGUGAAUUUCUUAAAGAGAGUCAUCAAGUUUAGAAUUAUAGAAAUUGGUUUCGUUUCUCUUUGUGUAAUUAUUUGGUAUGUUAUGAUUAGUGUUCAGAUAGCAAGUCACAAGCCAGACAAGUGGAGUUCACUUUUCCAUAAUUGGGAUUCGUAUAGUGGAUAUUGCAGAAAAGAGGAUAGAAGUGCAAUCUUUUUCAUGGAUGCUGGACUAUCGAUUGCAAUAUUUCUCGUCAUUCCAAUUCUGUUAAUCAGCGAUUUUUUCAUUUCUCUUUACCAUUAUAAGAAACAAAGACGAAACAAUACGGAAAGAGGAGAAAAGACUUCGAAUUUCUUCAUUUACAUUUAUUAUGAAUCUGAUCCUUUCGUAUAUAGAAUAGAAAGUACAUGUGUUCUCACAAUAAGUGGAUUUUCCUUAUUGAUUUACAUUCUUCUUUCUCCCUACUUUGACAAUCCAAUAAUUAAUCUUAUUGGAAACUUGUUCAUUGUUCUUGGAUUGAAUUUCCUUGGUGGCUCUGCAGGCAAUCCUGGAAUUACCAUUCUAAGAACAUUGUGGAAUUAUUACCUUGCAUAUAAAUCUAAACGAAACCAACAAACAGACAAUACCAAUGAUAUAGUAUUUGAGAAUAUUCAACAAUUAAUAUCCUCUCCAAUUAACUCAGCUACAAUUGACUAUGUAAUUUUACACAAAAAGGAACGAGAAUUAUUUUAUCAAUACUUGAAAAAUGAAUAUUCGAUUGAGAAUUUACUCUUUUAUGAAGAUUUACAUUUAUUGAGGAAGAUUAGUGCAAGUCAUUUGAGAUCUAAAAUAUCAAAAAUUAAGGAAAUGGUAAUAUUAUAUCUUUCAGAGGGAGAUUCAGUAUUUGAAGUUAACAUUUCCAAUAGGGUGAUCAAUAGUGAAUUGAAAGAGUAUAGAGAAUUACUCAUUUUACUCAAUCAGGAAAAUAUUAAGGUAAAUCAAUUACCUAAAAGAGUUGUGAAGGAUUCACAAACAAGAUAUUUUCCAAAUAUUGAUCUGACAAAAGAGGAAGAAAUGAAACCAUUGAUUGAAAAUCUUUGUAACCCAGCAGUAUUCAGUUCGUUAAGUUAUGAAAUUUACAAAAAUUUAAUGGAUUCCUAUUACAGAUUUAAUAAUUCUAGAAAAUGGAAGGAAUACAUCAAAUCAGUCACUAAUCAAGGACCAUAA